GUUCCAAUAAUCUAAAGCAAUCUGUAAGGACCUGACCUUAGCCCAUUCAGAUCAAUAGGGAAGUAAAGGAGGAAAGCGCAAUCGGAUCGUUUACACUGGCUCUUUCGGAGGAAAUAUAGACUUCCCUGACACUUUGUACUCACUGUAAAUUGGAUAUCGUGGUGCGCACCAAGAGGGCGAUUCGCCGCUUUUUGUGACUCCAACAGACUUUCUCCACAACAAUGUCUUUCCCACAGUUGGGAUAUCAGUACAUUCGACCCAUAUAUCCGCAGGACAGGCAGGGGAUAGGCAGUGUCCGGGCCGGGACAGACCUGAGCCCGUCCGGAGCACUCUCUAAUGUUCUCUCCACUAUGUACGGAUCACCUUUCGCUGCCGCACAAAGCUACGGAGCUUUUCUUCCUUAUUCAAAUGAUCUCUCCAUUUUCAACCAGCUGGGGGCACAGUAUGAAUUGAAGGACAGCCCGGGCGUCCAGCAUCCGGGAUUUGCCCACCAUCAUCCUGCUUUUUACCCAUAUGGUCAGUACCAGUUCGGAGACCCUUCCAGACCCAAAAAUGCCACCAGGGAGAGCACCAGCACGCUCAAGGCCUGGUUAAGUGAGCACCGGAAAAACCCGUACCCCACUAAAGGCGAAAAGAUUAUGCUGGCCAUUAUCACUAAAAUGACCCUCACUCAAGUGUCCACCUGGUUCGCCAACGCCAGGAGGAGGCUAAAGAAGGAGAACAAGAUGACCUGGGCCCCACGGAGUCGCACAGACGAAGAAGGAAAUGUUUACAACAGCGAUCACGAGGGAGAGGACGGCGACAAACGCGAGGAUGAGGAGGAAAUCGAUUUGGAAAAUAUUGACACGGAGAAUAUUGAGAAUAAGGACGAUUUAGACGAGCAGGACGAUCUGCAUUCUGAUUUGAAACUGGACGGCAGGAGCGAUUCCGAAAUUUCAGACGGGUAUGAGGAUUUACAAGGACCGGAGCAAAGGUUGUUCAAAGCUAUGGUGAAAGACGGUAAAGAGAUUCACUGCGAUCGCGCAGAGCUCUUUCACCAUCACAAUCAUCAUCAUCAUCAUCACCACCACAACAACUUAGGACAGGCCAACAGCGAGCCGGUCAAACUCAACCAGCCCAUCAUCAACUCUCCGCCCUCAGAAAACAACCCACCUCCGGCUCCAAAACCUAAGAUCUGGUCUUUAGCAGAGACUGCCACAACUCCAGACAAUCCACGAAAAUCUCCUUCCUCUGCAUCCGCCGCUCAGACCGUCAUCACUCCUCACAGACUCCUUUCGUGUCCCGUAGGGAAAAUCCAGAGCUGGACAAAUCGGGGUUUCACCGCACACCAGCUCGCCUUGCUGAACUCAAACCACUAUUUAGGACUCAGUAACCAGGCUUCGGCGAAUGGCCUUGCGCUGUACAGCAGACAAGCAGAGGACAGGAGUCAAAACUCCGAGUCCCCAGCCAAAGGUACAUGUCACCCACACUGAGAAGCGCAGAGACGUGAGAUUAAUGCUUUUUAUUGACACUAUUAAGACUGUACUGUCAGACUGGAAACACACCAUUCUUACUCCCCUCUGAAUCCAUUUUCAUUUGAUCACUACUGUGAAACAUUCAAGUAAAAAGAAAUACGCUUGAAACGCAAAUGUCUACUGGAGGGUACUUAUUGUUGUUCGUUUUUUUUUUUUUUUUUUUUUUUUUUUUUUUUUUUUUUUUAAAUACUCAAAAGUCUGUCCAAUUGAGUAUAUGGGGAAAGGCUUUCAGUUGCCUUUGGUGUGUUAGUGUGUGCGAAGUUUGAUAUUUCUAGGCCGCAAACUUUUUUCCCCUCAACAACUGCCUGUAAGAUCUUUUUUAAAUAUUCAUUUUUUAUUUUAUUUUAUUUUUUAUAAUGACAAUAUAAUAAUAAUAAAUUGGCGUUUGUUUUAUUUAUUUCCUUGUUGUUGUUAUUGGUUUUAUUAUUUCAGAAAGAUUUAGUGCCUUGGAAGCAGAGAAAAAGUUGUUAAAAAACAUCCUUCCAUCCUGUUCAAAUACAGUAAGAGCAUUGCCUGUCCAUUAUUUUUUUUUACAUUUGAAUAUCACUUAAUGAUCAUGCAUGACUGUCUAGUCACGCACUCGGGUACUUGGUAUACCGUGGUUUAAACAUGAUUUAUAUAUUGUGCUUGUGCAAUAAUAAACCCAUAAUGUCAAACCAAUAAAUCUCCAGUGCUUCGAUGCGAUAUUUCAGAAUGUUGAUUUCAAAACUUUGUUCUCUACUUGCUUGCAGAUUUAGUUUUGUAUUGGCCCCGUGUUUUUCAUGCUUCCCUUCUAUAUGCAAUAGGCCUCAGAACCAACUCGAAGCUGCCAUGGUAUUAUCAUCCGCCCUCUCUUCCUCCUAGGCUUUUCUCUCUUUUACUUUUCAUUUUUACCCGUGUAAGGAAUGUAAAAUAAAAAUAACUCACUUCUGUAUCCUUACAUUGUAAGCAUGUCCUGUGUACCAUGGCUGAUGUUAAUACUGUCAGACCAAUAGUCUGUGAGCCCCAUUUUCUUUUGAAAGCUCUGUGAGGAUUUGAUGUUGAAAUGUUUUGUAUAUAACGUAAAGAAAAUGUAUAUACUUGUGAUCCAAAAUUGUACAAGAAAGUCUAUAUUUUGGCUAAUAAACGAACCGCUGCAA
This is a messenger RNA of Carassius gibelio (silver crucian carp), 2632 nucleotides long. Its product is annotated as iroquois-class homeodomain protein irx-3-like. Gene Ontology annotation, cellular component: nucleus. Gene Ontology annotation, molecular function: RNA polymerase II cis-regulatory region sequence-specific DNA binding; DNA-binding transcription factor activity, RNA polymerase II-specific. Gene Ontology annotation, biological process: cell development; regulation of transcription by RNA polymerase II; neuron differentiation. Lineage: Eukaryota; Metazoa; Chordata; Actinopteri; Cypriniformes; Cyprinidae. The transcript has 2 exons. The record is from RefSeq and is a predicted model, not a curated record. The coding region runs from base 222 to 1472 and encodes 416 amino acids.